GUUAGAGGAUAAAAGGAGGAUGCUGCGGGGCCAUAGUCUACUUUAGUAGCAGAAAAGGAUCAGGAUAAUGAGGGGGCCUCUGCUGCUGCUGCUGCUGGCCGCUCUGGCCUUAGCUUCCCUGACUUCUCUGGCUGAUGGAGCUCAGCUGCAAGUGAUGUCUGCCCCCAACUUGUUGCGGGUGGGAACAGCAGAAAACGUCUUUGUGGAGUGUCAAGACUGCAGCGGAGGAGACCUUAGGGUUGACAUCAAUGUGAUGAACCAUCCAACCAAAACCAAAAGGCUGGCAACAACAGCUGUGACCCUUAACAGUGCAAAUAACUUCCAGCAGCUUGGGAAAAUAAUGAUCCCUGCUGGAGACUUCAGUAAAGAUCCCAGCAUGAAGCAGUAUGUAUACCUACAAGCUCAGUUCCCCGACCGAUUGCUGGAGAAAGUCGUUAUGGUGUCCUUCCAGUCUGGUUACAUCUUCAUUCAGACUGAUAAGACCCUUUAUACACCCAACAGCAAAGUUUAUUUCAGGAUGUUUGCACUGACACCCCAGAUGGAGCCUGUAGAGAGGAACGAUGAAGCCCAAACUGAUGCUUCCAUUGCCAUUGAGUUUGUGACACCUGAUGGCAUCGUUUUACCGCUUGAUACAUUCUCUCUAAAAUCAGGUAUCCACUCUGGAGAGUUCCAGCUUGGUGAAAUUGUUAGCACUGGAGUGUGGAAGGUGGUGGCCAAGUUCCACAGCAACCCACAGCAAACCUAUUCUGCAGAGUUCGAGGUCAAAGAGUACGUUCUUCCCAGUUUUGAGGUAAAACUGACACCAGUAUCUAAAUUCUUCUAUGUGGACAGCCGAGACCUCACCAUCAACAUCAAAGCUACGUAUCUGUUUGGUGAAGACGUGGAUGGAACAGCCUAUGUGGUAUUUGGGGUUAUCAAAAAGGACCAAAGUAAGCAGAGCUUUCCAGAGUCUCUUCAAAGAGUGCCGAUUGAAGCCGGUGAAGGAGUGGUGGUACUGAAAAGGGAGCACAUUACAAGGGCUGAGAAUAACAUCAAUAACCUUGUGGGGGGCGCCAUAUUUGUAUCUGUCAGUGUGCUGACGGAGAGUGGUAGUGAAAUGGUGGAAGCUGAACUGAGAGGUAUCCAGAUUGUCACAUCACCGUAUACCAUCCACUUCAAACGAACUCCAAAAUAUUUCAAGCCAGGAAUGUCCUUCGAUGUUGCGGUUGAAGUCUUAAAUCCUGAUGAAACUCCAGCAGAACGUGUUCCAGUAGUAGUUAAUCCUGGUGCGGUCAGGGGGAUCACUGCAGCUAAUGGCAUGGCACGGCUUACCAUCAAUACCGGGGGAAAUGACCAACAGCUGAUAAUCACUGCAAAGACCAAUGAUCCUAUACUCACAGACGACAGACAAGCUUCAGCAGAGAUGAGGGCUAAUCCAUACAGGAGCAACAGCAACAGUUUUAUCCAUAUAGGCAUGGAUACAGCCGAGCUGACAUUAGGAGACAACCUAAAAAUCAACCUCAAUCUCAACAAGCCAUCAGGUCAAAAUCAAGAUAUCACUUAUCUCAUCCAGAGCAGAGGUCAGGUAGUGAAAUAUGGCCGUUACAAUGCAAGAGGCCAACAACUGAUUUCCCUGAUUGAACCAAUCACCAAAGAAAUGCUGCCAUCGUUCCGGAUCAUAGCUUACUACCAUCCAAGUCCUACUGAAGUGGUAUCAGACUCUGUUUGGGUGGAUGUAAAAGACACCUGCAUGGGCACUCUGAAACUGGAGUCAGCAAGACCUGCUGCAGUCUAUGAACCUCGCAAGAUGCUUAGUCUGAAAAUCACAGGAGAUCCAGAAGCCACAGUGGGACUGGUUGCAGUUGACAAAGGCGUCUACGUCCUGAACAACAAGCACCGCCUGACACAGAAAAAGGUGUGGGACAUAGUAGAAAAGUAUGACACAGGCUGCACCCCAGGUGGAGGAAAGGACAGUAUGAGUGUCUUCUUUGAUGCUGGGCUGUUGUUUGAGACAAACACUGCUUCUGGGACUGCAUAUAGACAAGAAAUGAAAUGUGAGCCCGCUAACAGGAAGAAACGUAACGCUGCUACACUGGACGUCAGAACCAGCUUAUUAAAAAAUUAUACAGACCAAUUAGAAAGUGAGUGCUGUUUGGAUGGCAUGAGGGAAACCCCCCUUUCAUACACCUGUGAGGUACGCAGCGAGUACAUUGUGGAUGGUCCAACCUGUCGUGAUGCUUUCCUGCACUGCUGCAAGGCAGUGGAAAAUCUUCGAGCAGAGAAGAGGGAGGAAAAACUCAAGCUGGCUCGCAGUGAGGGAGAAGACAACAGUUUCAUGGACAGCACUGAUAUUAUUACUCGCACCAAUUUCCCUGAAAGUUGGCUGUGGUCAGAUAUUAAACUGCCACCUUGCCCAGGAAACGCACCUAACUGUGCCACGACAUCAGCUGAGAAAAGGGUUCCUUUGCAAGAUUCAAUCACAACCUGGCAGUUCACUGCCAUUGGUCUGUCAAGAACUCACGGAAUCUGUGUUGGCGAUCCAUUUGAGGUCAUUGUCAGGAAGGAUUUCUUCAUUGAUCUCAGGCUGCCUUAUUCUGCUGUCCGUGGAGAACAAAUAGAAAUUAAAGCAAUCCUCCACAACUACAGCCCUGAUGUAAUUACUGCACGUGUGGAGUUGUUUGAGGAGGCACACGUGUGCAGCUCAGCCUCCAAACGUGGGAAGUAUACUCAGCUGGUCACCGUUGGGGCCCAGACUACACGAUCGGUACCCUUCAUCAUUAUUCCCAUGAAAGAGGGAGAGCGGCGCAUUGAGGUUAAAGCAGCUGUCAGGGACUCAUUUCUCAACGACGGAGUCAUGAAGAAGCUGCGGGUGGUGCCUGAAGGUGUACUGGUUAAACAGCCACAGAUCAUAACUCUAGAUCCUGUUAAGAAAGGAGAAAAUGGUGUACAGAAGGAAGUUCUCAACAGUAGAAUUCCCAAGAGCACUUUGGUUCCAAACACACCUACUAGCACACAGAUCUCUGUGACAGGGAGAGAACAAUUGCCUCAUCUGCUGGAGAACGCCAUUAGUGGUACCUCAAUGGGUUCUCUAAUCACACAACCAGCAGGCUGUGGAGAGCAGAACAUGAUCAGAAUGACCCUGCCUGUUAUUGCAACCUUGUAUUUAGACAGAACCAACCAGUGGGAAACUGUGGGCUUUGGGAAACGCAAUGAAGCCCUCCAACAUAUAAAAACUGGCUACACAAACGAGUUGGCCUACCGUAAAGCAGAUGGGUCUUUUGCUGCAUUUAUGUCCCGCCCAACUAGCACCUGGCUGACUGCCUAUGUCGCCAAGGUGUUUGCAAUGGCCCAUAAUCUGAUUGCAAUACAAAGUAAUGUGAUCUGUGAUGCUGUCAAGUAUCUGAUUCUGAAAGGACAACAACCUGAUGGCGUUUUUAAAGAAUUUACAGCUGUAAUCCAUGGAGCGAUGACUGGUGAUGUGGCCGGCUUAGAUUCAGAUGCCUCCAUGACAGCCUUCUGCCUCAUUGCCAUGCAGGAAUCACGUGGAAUAUGUUCUGAGACAGUCAAUAGUCUGCCAGGCAGUAUAGAAAAAGCAGUGGGUUACCUGGAGAAGCGCCUGCCCAGCCUCACCAACCCCUAUGCUGUGGCAAUGACAUCAUAUGCACUGGCCAAUGAAAACAAACUGAACAAAGAGAUCCUCUACAAGUUUGCUUCCCCAGCGCUUUCUCACUGGCCUGUACCUAGGGGACAUAUUUACACCCUGGAGGCCACAGCUUAUGCUCUUCUCGCUCUUGUCAAGACCCAGAACUUUGAAGAUGCCAGACCUGUUGUGAGAUGGUUCAACCAACAACAGAAGGUGGGCGGAGGAUAUGGAUCAACUCAGGCUACUAUAAUGGUCUAUCAGGCUGUAGCAGAGUACUGGAUCAAUGCUCAAGAACCAAACUAUGAUCUGAAUGUGGACAUCAAGUUGCCAGGAAGGUCAGCGCCUGACAAGUUCAACUUCAACAAGGAUAACCACUAUGCCACAAGAACAUCUAAAGUUAAUGAUAUAAACCAGGACAUCUCAGUGACUGCUAGCGGAACAGGAGAAGCAACAGUGACAUUGGUGUCACUGUAUUACGCUAAGCCCAAAGAAAAGGAGAGUGACUGCCAGGACUUUACCCUCUCAGUAGAACUCCAACCAGAGACAGAAGAAAAUACAUACAAGCUUAGAAUACAGGUUAGGUAUAACAACAGGGAUCGUGAUGCAGGCAUGUCAAUCCUAGAUAUUGGCUUGCUAACUGGCUUUGCUGCUGAAACUAAAGACCUGGAUUUGUUGUCUAAAGGACGUGGCCGCACCAUAGCAAAAUAUGAGAUGAACAAAGUCCUGUCAGAAAGAGGCUCACUCAUCAUUUACAUGGACAAGGUUUCUCACACACGAAAUGAGGAAAUUGCCUUUAGGAUCAAACAGGAAAUGGCAGUGGGCGUCUUACAACCCGCAGCUGUGUCUGUCUAUGAAUACUAUGAACAAACACGUUGUGUGAAAUUCUACCAUCCACAGAGGGAGGCUGGCAAACUACUGCAGCUCUGUAGAGAUAAUAUAUGCACAUGUGCUGAAGAGAACUGCAGUAUGCAGAAGAAGGAAAAAAUCAGCAAUGAUGAACGUCAAGUUAAGAUUUGUGAGAGUACAGAGACCAGCAAAGUAGACUUUGCAUACAAAGUUCUGGUGGAAGACUUUAUAGAAGAAUUAUCCACAGAUACUCAUAAAGUCCAAGUAGUGGAUGUCGUCAAAGAAGGGAAUGUUGAUGUCGGUCCAGGGAAUGGACGUCGCACAUUUCUCAGUUAUCAACACUGCAGAGAAGCUUUAAAUCUGUCAAAGGGCAAAACCUACCUUAUCAUGGGCUCAGAUAAAGAUAUUCACCGAGAUGACAAAGGGAAUACGUUCGAGUAUGUACUUGGUGAGAAAACCUGGGUUGAGUACUGGCCUACAAACGAUGAAUGUCAGACUGAUAAAUACCGGGAUACCUGCUUGGGCUUGGAGGAGAUGGUCAAUCAGUACUCAGUCUUUAACUGCAUUGGGUAGUAACACUAAAGAAAAUAUAACAUUUUCAAAUUGUGUUGUUUUGCAUUACAUUUCUCUAUAAAACAGUAACUGAUAUGACAUAAGAGUUCAUCAUUACACUGUGAUGAUUAAAAUGUAAUGGUACUGAC
Molecule: messenger RNA, 5169 nt
Organism: Archocentrus centrarchus (flier cichlid)
Lineage: Eukaryota; Metazoa; Chordata; Actinopteri; Cichliformes; Cichlidae
Product: complement C3-like
Exons: 43
Coding region: 68-5041 (1657 amino acids)
Cellular component (GO): extracellular region
Molecular function (GO): protein binding; endopeptidase inhibitor activity
Source: RefSeq, a predicted model, not a curated record